Molecule: messenger RNA, 691 nt
Organism: Pocillopora meandrina
Lineage: Eukaryota; Metazoa; Cnidaria; Anthozoa; Scleractinia; Pocilloporidae
Source: the annotation of a GenBank genome assembly
GGAUCUGCUCUGGUUUUUCUGGCACUUUCUGUGACUUAUCAAAUUCUACCAUCAACACGGGCAUUCCCGAUAGAUUGCCAAAAGAACACUGCUGUCUGUUUGGAAGAAAUAAUGAAGGAAGUCACCCAAGUUCGAUUUGAGAUUAAAAUUCUCAUGGAGAACAAAACAUUGGCGAGACGUAAGCACACUUCCUCUUCGUUUUGUGUGUUACUACCUUUACUAUUAUUUUUUUUUUCAUUUCAAUUUUUAUUGUUAUUUUUCAAGAGAAUAUCAACUGUUAUUCCCUUGUACUUUAUCGACAGCUAAGAACUGUGCUGAGCUCUACCAUUCCGGUCAAAGGAUCAGCGGUGUUUACACAAUCGACCCAGAUGGCUCAGGUGCCUUUAAUGUCUAUUGUGACCACACUACUUCCGGUGGGGGAUGGACAGUCUUCCAGAAGAGAAUGGAUGGCUCCGUUGAUUUUAAUCGCACCUGGAAUGACUACAAGCAUGGCUUCGGUAACUUGGUCGGUGAAUUUUGGCUCGGACUGGACAAGAUAAACCGUCUGACACAAAAUAAGACAAAGAACAUGCUUCGAGUAGAUCUGGGGGUGACUACGCGCCAAACUGUUCACGCUGAGUAUGAAUGGUUUGGAAUUGGAAACGGGACGGCUGACUAUCGGCUGUACAUUGGCAAUAUGACAAGUAAGUAA